AUGUUCUGCGAAAACUUUUCAACUGCUCUAAAAAGUACAGUUUGGCUUUGGAUAGUGCAUAGAAUAGAUGUAGAUGUAGAGAUAGAGAUUGUUAAGAUUUUACUAGAACAACUCCUGCUGAAUGUUAAUCCUAAAAAGCUGGAAGAUGUGCAAGAGUUUAAAUUUAUGAAUAAAUUACAAAUAUUUGUGCUUGUAUUAAAGAUACUAAAGAACUUUGUGUUCGGAUUAACGAUUGUAUUAGCAGCGAUGUAUAAAGGAGCUUGCUCCUGAUGUGAAUCAUUUAAAGCUUAAGUUUGGGUACAUGUACUCAAUGUAAAAGGAUAAUAACGCACAACAAACGGAUCAAAUUGUAUUUGAAUUACUUUAUAUUCUGAAACAAAUAUUGAUUGCGGAUUUGAUACAGGUUAGGAUGGAGCUUGUCACUCAGAUUCUUAGAUUGAUAAAUAGAACCAUAGUCUAAACAUUACUCUUUAUGGAUUAAUAUUGA
Messenger RNA from Paramecium sonneborni, 487 nucleotides. The record is from the annotation of a GenBank genome assembly. Lineage: Eukaryota; Ciliophora; Oligohymenophorea; Peniculida; Parameciidae.